Molecule: messenger RNA, 1742 nt
Organism: Paramecium sonneborni
Lineage: Eukaryota; Ciliophora; Oligohymenophorea; Peniculida; Parameciidae
Source: the annotation of a GenBank genome assembly
UUUUACGAUAAUGACUAGUGAAAUUCACUCAUUUUUUGAUAACAAGGAUUAAUAAAAAAACAAGAUUUGGACAAAGUUUUGCAAGAAUUUCCAUAAAGUAAAGUAUUUGAACAAGUGUAUAGAAUGAUAUAAUAGAAUAUGAGACUGAAUGCAAUCGCCUAAGUCGAGCUCAUAAGAAAUUAAAGCCAUUUAGUAUUUAAAUAGGUUAGGAAAGUUUAUAUGCCUUUAAAAACUAAUAACCAUAAGGAAUGCUGUAACUAACAGUUGUAAUAAUGUUAUUUAAACGAUUUGAUGAUAAAGAGAUAAUUAGAUUACAAAGACAUGGCUAAUAUGUGGAUAUUUAUUUAGAAAACCUGGAAGAAUUGAAAAAAGUUCUCAGUACUAAAUGCAUGCUCACAAGUUUUCAUGAUGAUUUUAGUGUUCUAAAAAUGAUUGGUAAAGGAAGUUUUGCAAAUGUUUAUUUGGCCUCAAGAAAUACAAAUGGUGUUCAAUAUGCAGUUAAAGCUUUUAGCAAACUAUUUAUUCAUGGAUAAUUUAGGGGUAGAGAAGGUUUAGAAAAUGAAAUAAGAGUAAUGAGAAGACUGAAUUAAGAAAAUAUUCUGCGUUUAUAUGAAGUAUAUGAAACUCAAAAUUCAAUUUAUUUUAUUUUGGAUUUAUUAGAAGGGGGAGAAUUAUUGAAGAGAGCAUAAACUACAAUAUAUUCAGCUUAAAAAAUUUAACAAUUAAUGUAUAAUUUAUUAAAAGCUUUAUAUCAUAUGCAUUAAAAAAAAUGUAUGCAUAGAGAUUUGAAACCAGAAAAUUUAUUAUUAAAAACAAAAGAUAAUGAUACAGAUGUUAUAAUAGCUGAUUUUGGAUUAGCACAUAUAUUGGAUUAAUAACCGCUUUAUAAAAGAUGUGGAACUCCAGGAUUUGUAGCACCUGAAGUAUUGAAGUACAAUGAUUAUGGUCCUUUUUAUAAUGAAAAAUGUGAUGUUUUUAGUGCAGGAAUUAUAUUUUAUAUGAUGAUUACUGGUACACAACCUUUUUUAGGAUCAGAUUAUAAAGAAAUAUUAUAAUCAAAUAAAAACUGUCAAAUUAAUUAUGAUAUUAAAUAGAUAAUGAAGGUAUUUAAAUUUCUAUUAUUUUAAGGGACCUUAAAAUCUGAAAAAUUUAUUAAAGAAAAUGCUAAAGUCUGAUCCUAUUGAUAGAUAUUCAACAGCAGAAUGUUUGAAACAUGAAUAUUUUUAGGAAAUCUUUAAUUCAGAUGAUUUAUUAUAUACUAAGGAGAAUUUAAAAAAAUAUGAAUCAGAAUUUAAGUCUACAUUAUUAAGAAAGAAGUAUUGAAGUGUUUUAUUUUUAGUUCUCAAGAAAGUCAAGAAGGGUCAAUGUUAUUGAUGAGCAAAUAAUAAUAAUGGAAUGGUUAAACUGAAACAAUUGGAUCAUUAUCUAAUUGCUCAAAUUAAAGUGCUAAUAAUAAAAUUGAUAAAUAAUAGACUAAUCUUUCUAAAUUCAGUUAGUUUUGUUCUUAAAUGAAGUAAGAAGGAUUAUCUCCAAAUAAUGUUAUUUCUUCAAGAAAAAAAAACAAUUAAGAUCUACACAAAUUUGCAUUAAAAAAUAGCUAUCAAUAAAAGUAAAUAAGUAAAGAUGAUGAUUUUGUUAUUGAUGAUGAAUAAACUACCAUUACUAAAUAAUUAAAUAAAUUAAAUACUUAAUCACCUAAAAUGGGGUUUUUAAAAAAAAGUUAAUCAUUAGGAGUAGAUUGA